UUUGAUAAGACGGAAUCGCGCGCAGUUGUUGACCGGACGGCGGCCGCAGACGUGAUGCGCGCGCGUUAAAUCGCCUUCGAACGAAACCUUUUCCGAAUUCGUCGGAUGUGCGUCUGGCAGGGGAGGAGGCGAUUAUGUACCAGGGAACGAUGAGCGGCAACCACCACGGGCACCCUUCGUACGAGGCCGGCGGCUUCCUCCACAACGCCCCCUCGGGCACGUCGCCGGUCUACGUGCCCGGCACCCGGGUGCAGGUGACGCCGAUGAUCCCCGGGCUGCCCUACCUCCAGACGCAGACGCCCGGCGCGUCGCAGCCGAGCGCGCCGGCGUCCGGCCACUCCGCCUGGUGCCAGCCGGGCGUCGAGCCCUCGUACAACCACUCCCCGGUGUCCCCGCGGUUCAGCUUCUCCGCGAGCCCGCCUCUGUCCUCCGGGGCCAAGGAGCAGGCGGCGGCGGCGGCGGCGGCGGCGGCGGCGGCGGCGGCCUCGGCCCCGUACGGCGGCCCGCUCAGCAUCUCCGCCAACGGGCGAGAGCACUUCGCCGCCCGGGGCCUCGGCGGCUCCUACCACAGCCCUUACCCGGCCUACGUGAGCAGCAACGCGGGCGCGACGUGGUGCGCGUCGCCCUUCGAGGGUCCGGUGCUCCACGGCCUGCAGGCGGGCGCUCCCGCAGGCGGCGCGCGACACUCGACGAUGGACCUGUUCGACGACUUCGCCGAGGGCCGAGAGUGCGUCAACUGCGGCGCCAUGUCCACGCCGCUGUGGAGGCGGGACGGCACGGGCCACUACCUGUGCAACGCCUGCGGGCUCUACCACAAGAUGAACGGCAUCAACAGACCCCUCAUCAAGCCCCAGAGGCGACUGUCGGCCUCCAGGAGGGUCGGCCUGUCCUGCACCAACUGUCACACCGCCACCACCACCCUGUGGCGACGAAACGCCGAAGGCGAGCCCGUCUGCAACGCCUGCGGCCUCUACAUGAAACUGCACGGGGUCCCGCGGCCCCUCGCCAUGAAAAAGGAGGGGAUCCAGACCCGCAAGCGCAAACCCAAGAAUCUGAACAAGAGCCAAACUGCGCCUCUUAGCAACGAGGGGACGCCCGUGACGACGAGCGGCGCUCCCCGGGGCCCCGCCUCCUCUUCCUCUUCCUCCUGCUCCUCUUCCUCCUCCUCGGGCGCCUCCUCCGUGUCCGAGGAGGUCCGGCAGAUCAAGACGGAACCGGAGACUCCCGGCUUGUACGCGCACGACGGCGCACACGUGCAGACGUCAUCUCUGCCCGCCUACAUGACGACUCCAGGCGGAGCCCUCGCUCUCAAGAUGCCCCCCGGCGGGGGCCACGGCGGCUCGAAGGCCGAGCCGUGGAACAACCUCAUCCUGGCUUAGACGUGCGAGGACCGCCCUGCUGGAUCGCGAGACAAAAAUGAAGGCGCGUCGAAGGGCAGCACUGCGACGAGGUUCUUCUACCCCAGGACUCUUUUGUUUGAAAAAUCAGCUUUUGACAGUGGACAUCAACGCAAGGCUGUGUGUCUAAUUCAAUACGUGACACAACAGGUCAGAGGUCAAUUUCCAGCUUAGUAUUGACACAGCGACUCAGCCAAAGUUGCACACGCGAAACAACGGUUUGUUAUGCAAUUGUCGGAAAGUCGUUUCCAGGGUGACUUGGCGAGGCUUUGUGAGUUUUCGAUACAAAAUGCCAUCGCUUUAAAAUGUUGGCAAGAUUAUCUUUAUGUCCGCCGUGUUGGUGUGUGUUCAGUUAAGACCCAAAUUAUUAAAUAACCUCCGCGAUUUAUGUUAAAGCUCAUUUGUAUGUGGAGAAAUGGCACACAGUGGCAAAACUAGACAAAAGGUUUCCUUAUUUUGUACUUUUUGACAAAAACAAGUUCCAUGUCUAAAAUGAUUUGUACCCAGGCAUAUCUUCUCAAUUUAUAGUUGAUGCUACUUUCAAACGGCGCCAAAGAUUGUUGCCUCCAAAUUGUUAGUGAAAGCAAUGAUGAAUAUUUCGAUUCAUACUUUCUUUUUUGCCGCUCGUGUCAUUCACACCCUAAAGAUAGCCAUUCAAUUUGGCCAGGGUUUAAAUACUGUCGAGUGUAACUGUACGUGCCGAGAUCCUGUUUUAGUAUUUAUUUCCAAAGGCGCAACAUAAUUAUCAUUCAGCUAUGGAAGCUCAAGAUUUCAUUGAAGGGCUUGUGUAUAAUGGUUGUACAGUAUUUGUUUUUGUGGCAAGUGUGUAAAUGUGCUAUACUAUGUGGCUGCAUGGAAUUAACCCAAAAGCGACAACUUUUAUUUACAUGUAUGUAAAGGCGCCCCACUCCAGUGUGUGUGUGUGUGUGUGUAUACACACACACACACACACACACACACAUCUAGAUGACCAUUUGGGCUAUAUUGCCGAAACCCAGUAGACUCAUUGGGAUGCACUAACGUAACACUACCUAUAAUAACGUAUUUCCUCUUUGUGGCGCGCACAGCGGGACACAAUGCAAAUGUGUUAAGUUGACAUUUGUGCUGACGUAAUAAAGGGAAAGCGACCUCGUUUAUGAUCAACAUUUCAUCUCAAUCUUGUGCUGCACCGCUUCCAAGUGCCGUCAAAACAAUAAACACGCGGCGUUUCCCUCGCUACUCACGGCCGAUUGCGACCGAGCCCUGCCGCAAAUGCAAAAUAUCAUAAAUGUGUGUUUACGAAAACUAACGUGUCUUUGUUCAACUAGCUAUCCUUGUGAUGUAUUGUGACAAAACAAAUAAAUCCUCGUUCAUCGGA
This is a messenger RNA of Phycodurus eques (leafy seadragon), 2754 nucleotides long. RefSeq names its product GATA binding protein 4 (gene gata4). Gene Ontology annotation, biological process: cell fate commitment; positive regulation of transcription by RNA polymerase II; negative regulation of transcription by RNA polymerase II. The transcript is spliced from 6 exons. Gene Ontology annotation, cellular component: nucleus. The record is from RefSeq and is a predicted model, not a curated record. Gene Ontology annotation, molecular function: DNA-binding transcription factor activity, RNA polymerase II-specific; RNA polymerase II cis-regulatory region sequence-specific DNA binding; zinc ion binding. Lineage: Eukaryota; Metazoa; Chordata; Actinopteri; Syngnathiformes; Syngnathidae. The coding region runs from base 135 to 1379 and encodes 414 amino acids.